CGCGAGCUGAAAGUGUGCCCCGCCGCCUGUUACGUCACAGUCGAAUGGACGAGCUCGCGCUGAGUGCCGAGCAGCCGGCGCUGGAGCGCCUGCCGGUGGGCGGAGAGGAUGCGGCCUCUGGUCCGGGGCUCGGCGCUGCUGCUCUCCGCUUCAGCAGGCAUGCGGGUAACCCGGGGGGAGCCGUGCGCUUCCUGCCCAGGGCCGGGCGGGAUGAGGCUGAGGGAGAUGGCGGGUCGGAGCUGGGCUCCUCUUCCUCGUUGCUGCUCUUGUAUCCGGAGAAGGAGCCGCUCCUGAGCUGUCCAAGUCCAGUCGACAGCGGCUGUGAUCACCCGCAGAGCCCCGGCAGCCAAGGGCCUGACCUCAACCACUUCCCCGAGGAUCCCGAGUUCACCGACAUUGUCUUGCGGGCCGAGCAGGCCAUCGAGAGCGGCGUCUACCCGGAGCGGAUCUCGCAGGGGUCGAGCGGCAGCUACUUCGUCAAAGAUCCCAAGAGGAAAAUAAUUGGAGUGUUCAAACCAAAAACAGAAGAGCCCUAUGGGCAAUUAAAUCCAAAAUGGACCAAAUUUUUCCACAAGACCUGCUGUCCCUGCUGUUUUGGCCGUGGUUGUCUCAUACCUAAUCAAGGUUAUUUGUCAGAAGCUGGUGCCUACCUUGUAGAUGAAAAACUGGGUUUGGGAGUUGUACCAAAAACCAAGGUAGUUUGGCUUGCAAGUGAAACAUUCAACUAUAGUGCAAUAGAUCGUGCAAAAUCCAGAGGAAAGAAAUAUGCUCUUGAAAAAGUGCCAAAGGUUGGUCGCAGGUUCCAUAGGAUUGGACUGCCGCCAAAGGUUGGCUCCUUUCAACUGUUUGUAGAAAGUUACAAGGAAGCAGACUACUGGCUUCGAAAAUUUGAAACCGACUCUUUGCCAGAAAACACUCGCAAGCAAUUUCAGUCUCAGUUUGAGAAAUUGGUGAUCUUAGAUUACAUCAUUAGGAAUACAGAUAGAGGAAAUGAUAACUGGCUAAUGAAAUAUGAAAAGCCAGAAGCCAGAAAAGAGCCUUCUGAUGAGGACUCUGAAUGGACACAUUGCAAAGAACCUGUCAUUAAAAUUGCAGCAAUCGACAAUGGAUUAGCUUUUCCAUUUAAACAUCCUGAUGAGUGGAGAGCCUAUCCAUUUCACUGGGCUUGGCUUCAUCAGGCAAAAAUUCCUUUUUCGCAAGAGACAAGAGACUUUGUUCUUCCCCGAAUUUCAGAUAUGAAUUUUGUUCAGGAUCUUUGUGAGGAUCUAUAUGAACUCUUUAAGACCGACAGAGGGUUUGACAAACCCACUUUUGAAUUGCAGAUGUCUGUGAUGAGAGGACAGAUUUUGAACCUUACCCAGGCACUUAAAGAUGGGAAAAGCCCCAUUCAACUGGUCCAGAUGCCUCGGGUGGUUGUGGAAAGAAGUAGUUCGGGAAGCCAAGGCAGGAUAGUGCACCUGAGCAAUGCCUUCACCCAGACAUUUCAUUGCAGAAAACCCUUCUUUUCAUCUUGGUAGUGAAUGUUUAAAGAAACUAAUCUGCCGUUUGGAUGAUUUUGAGCUACCUGUUUGAUACCACUGUAAAUAUGCAAUAAGGUGAAAAUGAAAGGGGACAGCUUGAAUUGCACUGAAUGUCUCCUUUGUGGAAGCAUAAAUGAAGUGAAACUUAUCUACUGUAUCUUACCUGCCAAAAAUAGUUGCUUUGGUGUAAUUCAUCAAAUGUUAAAUGCUGAAAGUAAAGUUUACAUUUUUUGCUAUGUGAAAUUUUGAACAAAUUUGUCAGGGAACAUAUAAACUACUGUCUUAAUGUAUUUUUAUACUCUUAUAUGCAUCAAAAAUUUUCCAACAGUAAUGUAUUAAAUAUCUGGGCAAGGUGUCCUAAAGGGAAUUUCUUGAAUAAAGAUAUUUGUGUUUGUAUGUUCAGAUCAAAAACUUGUAAUUUCGUACAGAGGAUGAGAAAAUGUUUUUGUAAACAACACUGAUCACUAUUUCUUUCAUUGAAAGGCAUUAAAAUAUUGUUGAAACUU
Carcharodon carcharias (great white shark) is the source of this 2026-nucleotide messenger RNA. RefSeq names its product phosphatidylinositol 4-kinase type 2 beta (gene pi4k2b). The transcript is spliced from 9 exons. NCBI's taxonomy places the organism in Eukaryota, Metazoa, Chordata, Chondrichthyes, Lamniformes, Lamnidae. Gene Ontology annotation, molecular function: 1-phosphatidylinositol 4-kinase activity. Bases 45 to 1517 code for a protein of 490 amino acids. Gene Ontology annotation, cellular component: trans-Golgi network; plasma membrane; lysosomal membrane. The record is from RefSeq and is a predicted model, not a curated record. Gene Ontology annotation, biological process: endosome organization; Golgi organization; phosphatidylinositol phosphate biosynthetic process.